Physeter macrocephalus (sperm whale) is the source of this 1946-nucleotide messenger RNA. It is a transcript of the gene STXBP1, whose product is annotated as syntaxin binding protein 1. Gene Ontology annotation, molecular function: syntaxin-1 binding. The record is from RefSeq and is a predicted model, not a curated record. Gene Ontology annotation, biological process: neurotransmitter secretion; intracellular protein transport; vesicle-mediated transport. Gene Ontology annotation, cellular component: secretory granule; plasma membrane. Lineage: Eukaryota; Metazoa; Chordata; Mammalia; Artiodactyla; Physeteridae. Bases 1 to 1698 code for a protein of 565 amino acids. The transcript has 18 exons.
AUGCAUGAUGUGAUAAAGAAGGUAAAGAAGAAGGGAGAGUGGAAGGUGCUGGUGGUGGAUCAGCUGAGCAUGAGGAUGCUUUCCUCCUGCUGUAAGAUGACAGACAUCAUGACCGAGGGGAUAACAAUUGUGGAAGACAUCAACAAGCGCCGAGAGCCGCUCCCCAGCCUGGAAGCUGUGUAUCUCAUCACUCCCUCUGAGAAGUCUGUCCACUCUCUCAUCAGUGACUUUAAGGACCCACCAACUGCCAAGUACCGGGCUGCGCACGUCUUCUUCACUGAUUCUUGUCCAGACGCCCUGUUUAACGAGCUGGUAAAAUCUCGAGCAGCCAAAGUCAUCAGAACUCUGACGGAAAUCAACAUUGCAUUUCUCCCAUAUGAAUCCCAGGUGUAUUCCUUGGACUCUGCUGACUCUUUCCAAAGCUUCUACAGUCCCCACAAGGCUCAGAUGAAGAAUCCGAUCCUGGAGCGCCUGGCGGAGCAGAUCGCAACUCUGUGCGCCACCCUGAAGGAGUACCCGGCCGUGCGGUAUCGGGGGGAAUACAAGGACAAUGCUUUGCUGGCUCAGCUAAUCCAGGACAAGCUCGACGCAUACAAAGCCGAUGACCCGACAAUGGGGGAGGGCCCAGACAAGGCACGCUCCCAGCUCCUGAUCCUGGACCGCGGUUUCGACCCCAGUUCCCCCGUCCUUCAUGAACUGACUUUUCAGGCUAUGAGUUACGACCUGCUGCCUAUUGAAAAUGAUGUAUACAAGUAUGAGACGAGCGGCAUCGGAGAGGCGAGGGUGAAGGAAGUGCUCCUGGACGAGGAUGACGACCUCUGGAUAGCGCUGCGCCACAAGCACAUCGCGGAGGUGUCCCAGGAAGUCACCCGUUCUCUGAAGGAUUUUUCUUCCAGCAAGAGAAUGAAUACUGGAGAGAAGACCACCAUGCGGGACCUGUCCCAGAUGCUGAAGAAAAUGCCCCAGUACCAGAAAGAGCUCAGCAAGUACUCGACCCACCUGCACCUUGCCGAGGACUGCAUGAAGCAUUACCAAGGCACCGUGGACAAACUCUGCCGGGUGGAACAGGACCUGGCGAUGGGCACGGAUGCUGAAGGGGAGAAGAUCAAGGACCCCAUGAGAGCCAUCGUCCCCAUUCUGCUGGACGCGAACGUCAGCACUUACGACAAAAUCCGCAUCAUCCUUCUCUACAUCUUUUUGAAGAAUGGCAUCACCGAGGAAAACCUGAACAAGCUGAUCCAGCACGCCCAGAUCCCCCCGGAGGACAGUGAGAUCAUCACCAACAUGGCCCACCUCGGGGUGCCCAUCGUCGCGGAUUCCACGCUGCGUCGCAGGAGCAAACCGGAGCGGAAGGAGCGCAUCAGCGAGCAGACCUACCAGCUCUCACGAUGGACCCCGAUCGUCAAAGACAUCAUGGAGGACACCAUUGAAGACAGACUUGACACCAAGCACUACCCGUACAUCUCCACCCGCUCCUCUGCCUCCUUCAGCACCACCGCGGUCAGCGCCCGCUAUGGACACUGGCAUAAGAAUAAGGCCCCAGGGGAGUACCGCAGUGGUCCUCGCCUCAUCAUCUUCAUCCUGGGGGGCGUGAGCCUGAAUGAGAUGCGUUGUGCUUACGAGGUGACCCAAGCCAACGGAAAGUGGGAAGUGCUCAUAGGAGCUUCUCCAAUUUCUCGGCUGGAAGAGGAAGAGUGAGCUGAGAAAAAUCUUGCUUUCUCCAGAUGCCUUCCUUUUGUCCCAUCUUGCCCUUAACAAAAUGGAGUUGCACCUGCCCGGAGUACCUCUUAACAUUGAUUGGCAAGAGGUGAUCACCUACUGCCCUGGCUGGGCCCUGCCCUUGCCCUGAUCUCAAUAAGAUGUUUCAAUUUUAUACCUCCACUUUGGGGGGACCAAGGCGCAAUGCCCCCCAAGCUCUCAGAGUGAGCAGGUUCUGCAGACCAGUC